AAAGUCUUCAAUUUCUUCAUUCAAUCACUCUCCUCCACAUCAUCACACAGCACGACGACCAAUUCGCGCCCAAUAUGCCUACCGUCAUCCAUCUAAGAGCUGAUACCAAGCCAUUCGAGCGCCGCUCGCCCCUUUCUCCCAAGACUGCCAAGGCACUCCUCGACGCUGGCUACAUUGUCCGUGUCGAGAGAUCUACGGAACGUAUCUACAAGGACGAAGAGUUCGCGGAAAUUGGUGCUGAAUUGGUGCCUGCUGGAUCAUGGAUCAAGGCCCCAAAGGAGGACAUCAUCUUGGGUCUCAAGGAGCUCCCUGAGGAUGACAUUGACCUGCCCCAUACAUACAUACACUUCCAACACAUCUUCAAGAAGCAGACUGGAUGGGCUCCUUCACUUUCUCGCUUCGCGCGCGCCGGUGGCACCCUCUACGAUCUCGAAUUUUUAACUACGGCGGAGGGUCGCAGAAUCGCCGCAUUUGGCUAUUUCGCCGGUUAUGCCGGUGCUGCAGUUGCUUUCAUCUCAUGGGCUCACCAAGUCCUCAACCCCGGCGUCACCCAAGGUGAAGUGCCUCUUUUUGAGAACGCACCUGCUCUGGUUCAGCAUGUCAAGUCUGCGCUCGAACCUGCCAUUCGUGCAAACAACGGCCAAGCUCCUCGUGUUAUCGUUAUUGGAGCCUUGGGUCGAUGUGGUAGCGGCGCGGUAGACUUCUGCCGUGAGAUUGGUCUUAGCGAAGAUUCCGUCCUGAAAUUUGAUCUCGCCGAGACGGCCAAGGGUGGACCGUUCAAAGAGGUCGCGGAGUCAGACAUCUUUGUUAACUGCGUCUACUUGGGUCCCAACCCUACACCUCCCUUCGUCACUUUCGAGUCUCUUGCGAUCCCUGAAAGACGACUAAGAGUAAUCUGCGAUGUUUCAUGUGAUCCGAAUAGCGUGAACAACCCCGUCCCCGUUUAUUCUACCUGGUCCACAUUCGACAAGCCUACGAUUGCAACCUCCAAGCCUGUCACUGACCCAGAAUUGAGAGUCAUCGCUAUCGAUCACCUUCCAACCAUGAUUCCACGUGAAUCCAGUGAUGAGUAUUCUGGCCUGUUGCUGCCAGCUUUGCUCACUUUGGACCGCCGUGACACCGAGGGUGUCUGGACGAGAGCAGAGAAGACUUACAAGGACAGAGUAAGCGAGUUACCUUAGAGUAGCCUACCGGCUUCGCAUUGUUUGCAACUUUUUCACGACAUAUAUAUAAUCACAAGAUCAAAAAAGCAAUCUUCAAGAGAUGAACUUUGAAGAUAUCAGCUAUAGUUGAUACAGUAUCGAAAAAUAGAUGGGCAUUGGAAACUACUAGCCAGUUUCUAGAAAAAGUACAAUAUAGUAAAAUCAUGUACAAAAAAUAACUAAUUGCAUUAAUAACGUC
Trichoderma virens Gv29-8 is the source of this 1401-nucleotide messenger RNA. RefSeq lists its product as uncharacterized. NCBI's taxonomy places the organism in Eukaryota, Fungi, Ascomycota, Sordariomycetes, Hypocreales, Hypocreaceae. Gene Ontology annotation, cellular component: cytoplasm. Bases 75 to 1181 code for a protein of 368 amino acids. The transcript is spliced from 4 exons. The record is from RefSeq and is a predicted model, not a curated record. Gene Ontology annotation, molecular function: saccharopine dehydrogenase (NAD+, L-lysine-forming) activity.